This is a messenger RNA of Monosiga brevicollis MX1, 2007 nucleotides long. RefSeq lists its product as uncharacterized. Gene Ontology annotation, molecular function: tRNA (guanine) methyltransferase activity. The record is from RefSeq and is a predicted model, not a curated record. NCBI's taxonomy places the organism in Eukaryota, Choanoflagellata, Craspedida, Salpingoecidae. Gene Ontology annotation, biological process: tRNA methylation. Bases 1 to 2007 code for a protein of 668 amino acids. The transcript has a single exon.
AUGGCUGCACUUUCUUCUUGCGCCUCCACCGAGGUAGUAGUGGAUGUGACGACCACCACGACCCGAGUCACGACGACGCCCGCUUCAGCUCUACCAACGGCCUCGAUCAAGCCCACCGGCGCUGACAGCACGGCCCACGCCGCUUCCGGUGCCACCGCUGACAUGACACGAAGCUCUGGGGUUUUGAGGCCCGUCACCGAGACGGCCCGCCCCACGCUGUACCGGCUUGCUGCUAGCGUCAGUUCGGGGCUGGAAUUUGCCGUCAAGCUGGAGCUCGAGGCCCGCUUGCCAGGUCGCUUCUUUGAUUAUCAGGCUUCGCAAUCGUACGUCAAGUUUAGCGUACGGCCCGAGGACUUGCCCGUGGCCACUGCCCUUUUGACUGUUGAGCGCCUCUCCGCCGUCGUCUGCGAUCAGCCCAUCAAGUCCUAUGCCGGGCAUCUCAUCACCCAGAAACAGAUUGUGGACAUGAUCAUUCACAGCGAACACUGGGCCCAUCUGCCUCGCCUUUGUCACGAUGCCAACUUGCUGCUGGAGGAACAGGCUGGCCUUGUGGACGCCGUCACUGCGCAGCGCCGCCGUGCGGCUUUUCACCCCUUACAGAAGAAACGCAUCACGGUGGGCGCGCGCAAGCGCGGGCGUGCAACGCGGCACAUUUCGGAAAUCGGCCUCAACACGGCGCUGGCGGGGGCCAUCCGUCAGCAUAUCCCGACCUGGCAACCCGUGCGUAGCGAGCACGAUUACACUCUUUUUGUGCGCCUGGGUAACAAUCGCGUACUCGCCGCCAUCAACCUCCACGCUACGCGCCUGAGUCAGCGCACCGACGUGGUUGAGGAGGGCCUACGCGCCGGCGUCGGUGUCACCAUGGCCCUUUUGGCGCGCUUGGAGCCGGGCGACAUUGUGGUUGAUCCCAUGGCUGGCCGGGGCAGUCUUCUUGCCGAAGCGGCUCGCAUGUUUCCAGACGCCCAUUACCUCGGCAUGGACAUGACCAACAACCAACUUCGCCGCAUGGCCCAGAAUUUUCACGUCAGUCGCAGUGGGGCGUCCUUUGACGUUCUUACGGCCAGUGUCACGGCCAAUCCCUGCCUGAGGCCCGGCAGCGUCGAUGCCAUCCUUUGCGAUCUUCCCUAUGGCCGCAUGUACGGUAGCCAGGAGGCGAAUCGCGAGCUGUACCCACGUGCUCUGGCCACCAUGGCCUCCCUCCUGCGCAAGGGCGGCCGCGCCGUCUUCAUCACUGCCAAAGACCAACAGAUUCUACUUGAGGAGUCGGCGUCCACGGGCUUUCACGCGUAUUGGCCGGCCAGCCCGGCAGUGUCCCCGUUGACCUUUGCCCUGACUUCGCGCUACAACAUCGGCCUCGGUUCGCUCUCCGCGUGCAUCUCCGUUUUUAGCUACGGUGAUGCCCCUGCCCCCGACAUUGCCGGCUCUGUUCCUCAGCCUCUCGCCGAAAAGGCUACUCUCAAAGCCCAGCGUCGGGAAGAACGCAAGAUGGAGCGGCGUGUGGCCCGUCAAGCCCUGCCUCAGAGUGAUGCAAGUGACGGCGCUGAGCCCAAGCCGACGCAUGUGCACCACCACACUGCUGGUGUCGCCACCACCAACAACGACGACAACAACAACAACAACAACAACAACAAUAAUAAUAACAACAACAACGUGGCCUCGUCCGAGUCGGAAACCACUCUGACGGAAUCCGACUCCAACAAGGAAGGAGACGAGGAGGACGAGGAAGAGGAGACUGGCGGGGCGCGACAGCCCUUGCCUGUGAUCGUGGCCGGUGCUCGUCGGGGUCACCGGGUCCAAGCCAAGCGCUCCAUCGUCGUGAUGGAGCGCACCGUGUCUGCCUCGGCCACCACAGUGGCACAGGCAACUAGCUUUGUUCCCAUUCCCACCGACGAUGGCCGUGCCGUGAUCAACUGCUCCCCGCGCUCCGCCUGGACACCGACGCCCACGCCCCCAGCCAAGCGUUCUAAAGCCGCCGACUCGAGCACCUGGUCCUGUAUCAUCUCAUAG